This is a messenger RNA of Dovyalis caffra, 2139 nucleotides long. NCBI's taxonomy places the organism in Eukaryota, Viridiplantae, Streptophyta, Magnoliopsida, Malpighiales, Salicaceae. The record is from the annotation of a GenBank genome assembly.
AUGGGGUUUUUAGGAUUUAUCAAAGGUUUUAAGAGCUUGUACAGAGCUAGAUCAAGAAUCAGAGUAGACCCAUCAUGUCAAUACGGUUACUGUCACAUUCAAUGCAGAACCUUAUCAAACCUGAAAGCUGACGACGAUUCGAUACUUCCGGUUUUGAUCGUUGGUGCAGGACCCGUCGGUCUCGUUCUCUCAAUUCUUCUUACCAAACUAGGGGUAAAAUGCUCUGUUUUGGAGAAGAGCAAGUCCUUUUCACUCCAUCCCCAGGCGCACUUCAUCAACAACCGGUCUAUGGAGGUGUUCCGCAAGUUGAAUGGCCUUGCAGAGGAGAUCCAAAUGUCACAACCACCUGUAGAUUUAUGGAGGAAGUUCAUUUAUUGUACGUCUCUCACCGGUCCAAUUCUUGGGUCGGUGGAUCACAUGCAACCUCAAGAUUUUGAAAAAGUUGUCAGCCCAGUGUCUGUCGCGCACUUCUCUCAGUAUAAGUUAAUUAGAUUACUGUUAAAGAAGCUAGAAGACCUCAACUUCCAAGUUUGUAAACCUGAAGGCCUUAACAAUGAGCCCUUCAGCGGUCGGGAAUUAUUAAUGGGCCUUGAGUGUGUAAAGAUCAAUGCCACUGGUCAAUCUGUAACUGUAACUGCUUCUCAUCUCAAGGAAGGGAAGUACACAGAGAGAAAUAUUAGCUGCAAUAUCCUUGUUGGAACAGAUGGUGCAGGAAGUACUGUACGGAAGCUUGCAGGAAUAGAACUGAGAGGUGAAAAAGACCUGCAAAAGCUUGUCAGUGUUCAUUUUUUAAGCAGAGACCUUGGACAAUACUUAAUCAAUGAGAGACCUGGAAUGUUGUUCUUUAUCUUCAAUACUGAAGCUAUUGGUGUCCUUGUUGCUCAUGAUCUCAAGCAAGGGGAAUUCGUAUUGCAGAUUCCAUUCUAUCCACCACAGCAGAGCCUUGACGAUUUCAACCCUGAGACAUGCAAAAACCUCAUCUUCAAGUUGGUUGGCCAAGAGCUUUCAGACGUUGAUGUGAUUGAUAUAAAGCCAUGGGUGAUGCAUGCUGAAGUAGCAGAAAAGUUUUUGAGCUGUGACAAUCGAAUAAUUCUUGCUGGGGAUGCUGCUCAUCGAUUCCCCCUGCUGGUGGUUUUGGUGAGAAUGAAUACUGGCAUUCAGGAUGCUCAUAAUCUUGCCUGGAAAAUAGCUGCUCUUAUAAAGGGUAUUGCACCAUCUUCGAUACUUCAUACUUAUGAAACGGAGCGUAGGCCGAUUGCAAUUUUUAAUACAGCACUUAGCAUCCAAAACUUCAGAGCAGCCAUGGCAGUUCCUGCUGCACUUGGUCUUGAUCCAGUUGUUGCAAAUUCUGUGCAUCGAACUAUUAGUGAUGGGGUUGGUUCUGUUUUGCCAUCUGGAUUACAGCGGGCAAUUUUAGAUGGAAUUUUCACAGUAGGUCGUGCACAGCUUUCGGAAUCUCUUCUAAAUGAGAAAAACCCACUUGGGUCAUCAAGGCUUGCUAAACUAAGGCGUUUAUUCGAAGAGGGAAAGAGCCUUCAGCUGCAGUUUCCUGCUGAGGAUCUUGGUUUCAGGUACCUUGAAGGAGCACUUAUUCCUGACAAUGAUAGUGUGGGUGCUCCAGAACCACCUACUGGUCGUCGGAGGGAUUAUAUCCCUUCUGCAAAUCCAGGGUCAAGGCUGCCUCAUAUGAACGUGCACGUGUUGUCCAAUUCUUCGAGUGAGGCGUGUAUUUCUACUCUUGAUCUUUUGCCUGAGGACAAAGUUGAGUUUCUACUGAUUGUAGCACCACUUGAAAAGUCCUACCAUCUUGCUCUUGCUGCAUUCAAGGUGGCUGAGGAAUUCAAAGUUUCUGCUAAGGUUUGUAUACUGUGGCCUGUUGAUACUGUUAAAGGAGCCGAAGCUAGGAGUCAGACGGCAUUGGCACCUUGGGAGAACUACAUAGAUGUUGCAGAAGCUAAGAAAUCAUCAAAUUCAUUUUCAUGGUGGAGCAUGUGUCAGAUGACCGACAAAGGAGCAAUUUUAGUUAGGCCUGAUGAACACAUUGCUUGGCUCGUGAAGUCCGAUCUUGAAGAGGAUCCAGUUUCAGAGAUGAGAAGGGUUUUUUCUGCAAUAUUGAAGGUAUAUAAGCAACCUGCUUAG